Messenger RNA from Papaver somniferum (opium poppy), 1115 nucleotides. Its product is annotated as plastid-lipid-associated protein 6, chloroplastic-like. The transcript is spliced from 4 exons. Lineage: Eukaryota; Viridiplantae; Streptophyta; Magnoliopsida; Ranunculales; Papaveraceae. The record is from RefSeq and is a predicted model, not a curated record. The coding region runs from base 75 to 917 and encodes 280 amino acids.
AAAAAAAAACAGUAAACAAAACAAGAAAAUUAGAAAAACAUUUUACUUCAUCUCAGACUACUAAAGAUUCAUCCAUGGCUAAUUCACUAUUACAAUCUUCGGUUCUUCUCUCCAAAUUCUCUUCAUCAUCACCAUCUUCAACAUCUUCUUCUUCUUGUUCUCUUCCAUGUAUUAGCAACAUACCCUCAAAAUCAACAGUUCAGAGAAAGAGAAGUGUGGUUCUUAGAGCAGCAAGUAUCGAAAAGGCUCUAAAUGAUUUGCCAGCAGAUGUUGAUAAAGUAAUUGACGGUGUUGAAAAGGCACUUACACCUACCUCUGAAAUUAAGGUCAAAUUGCUGAGUAUCGUUGCAGGACUGAAUAAAGGACUUGCUGCGAAUGCAGAAGAUAUGGAAAAGGCAGAUGCUGCUGCCAAGGAACUCGAAGCUGCGGGAGGAACUGUUGACAUCUCAGAAGACCAAGAGAAAUUGCAAGGGAGAUGGAAAUUGGUAUACAGCAGUGGAUUCUCAUCGCGUACUCUUGGUGGGAGCCGUCCAGGGCCUCCCAUUGGAAGGCUACUACCAAUAACACUUGGCCAGGUUUUCCAAAGAAUUGAUGUCUUCAGCAAAGAUUUUGAUAACAUAGUGGAGCUUCAAUUGGGUGCUCCUUGGCCGCUUCCACCAAUAGAAGCUACAGCCACAUUGGAACACAAGUUUGAACUCACAGGAUCUAACAAGUUGAAAAUAGUAUUCGAAAGAACGACGGUGAAGACUACUGGGAACUUAGCACAGCUUCCACUACUCGAGGUGCCUCGAAUUCCAGAUGCAUUUAGGCCUUCAUCCAGAACAGGAAGUGGUGAAUUUGAAAUUACAUAUCUGGAUGCUGAUACUCGUAUCACAAGGGGAGAUAGAGGUGAGCUGAGGGUGUUCGUAAAGGCAUAAUUUCAAGCACGAUUUUGAAUUACAUAUCAUUUGUAAAUGUGCACUUCACUGUUGUAGUAAUACUAUUUUUACACAAGUCUUUACUAUGUUACAAAGACAAUACUUUAGAGCAUUGUAUUCAGGGGAAUUUAUAUACCCCAAACUUUCAUAUAUACACUCAAAUACCUAAAAUUUAAGCAAAUUGGCAAUUUCCAUUGA